Messenger RNA from Athene cunicularia (burrowing owl), 6954 nucleotides. RefSeq names its product solute carrier family 35 member B3 (gene SLC35B3). Lineage: Eukaryota; Metazoa; Chordata; Aves; Strigiformes; Strigidae. Gene Ontology annotation, biological process: transmembrane transport. Gene Ontology annotation, cellular component: endoplasmic reticulum membrane; Golgi membrane. Gene Ontology annotation, molecular function: 3'-phosphoadenosine 5'-phosphosulfate transmembrane transporter activity. The transcript is spliced from 10 exons. The coding region runs from base 274 to 1548 and encodes 424 amino acids. The record is from RefSeq and is a predicted model, not a curated record.
GAGGGUUUGGGCUGGCCCGAGGCGGUGUCCCGCAGCGCUGGGCCCUCGGGGCCCGUAAGCGGCGAGACGUUCCCUCCCCCAGGGAGGGGUGAGGAAUGGCGGCCUGUGGCGGAUCGAGAGCCUCUGUCCCAGCCCUGCCCGGGGCAGCUGGCAGGUGCUCGGGCAACCCCAUGUCAGUCCCGGCCUUGGGGCGUGGCGUGGAUCGGCCCCCGGCUGCUCGGCUGGUAGAGGGCUGGGCGCUGGCGAGGAGGCAGGAAGGAAGCUUCAGGGAUCAUGCCGGUCCCUGUCCCCAUGCCUUCUUUUGUCCCGGGGGCAGGAGCCAGGUACCACCAAGCAAAGGAUCUGCCCCGGUUUCCGACAGAUCUUUCAGACGGAGGACACACAGAAAAAGAGCAGGAAGAAGAUAACAGUAGCACCGAAUGCAGUGAACUAGGAAUCAUGGAUCUGAAAUUCACUUCAUCAAGAAAAUACAUUUCCAUCAGUGUACCUUCCAAAUCUCAAACUAUGUCUCCUCAUAUCAAAUCAGUAGAUGAUGUUGUAGUUCUUGGCAUGAAUCUCAGCAAAUUUAACAAACCUACUCAAUUUUUCAUCUGUGUUUCUGGAGUUUUUAUGUUUUAUCUAAUCUAUGGAUAUUUACAGGAAUUGAUAUUUUCAGUGGAAGGUUUUAAACCUUUUGGUUGGUACCUCACUUUAGUGCAAUUUGGAUUUUAUUCCAUUUUUGGACUAAUAGAAUUACAGUUGAUUCAGGACAAAAGGAGAAGAAUUCCUGGAAAAACCUACAUGAUAAUAGCAUUUUUAACAGUGGGAACUAUGGGUUUGUCAAAUACCUCUUUAGGAUAUCUGAAUUACCCUACUCAAGUCAUCUUCAAGUGCUGUAAGCUGAUUCCAGUUAUGAUAGGAGGGGUUCUGAUACAAGGAAAACGUUAUAAUAUUGCAGAUGUGUCUGCUGCCCUAUGUAUGAGUCUUGGAUUAAUAUGGUUUACUUUAGCUGACAGCACAGUUGCUCCAAACUUCAACUUGACAGGUGUGGUCCUAAUAUCCCUUGCCCUCUGCGCAGAUGCAGUUAUAGGAAAUGUACAGGAAAAAGCUAUGAAGUUGCACAAUGGUUCUAAUUCAGAAAUGGUUUUGUAUUCCUAUUCAAUAGGUUUUGUGUAUAUUUUAUUUGGAUUAACAUGCACUAGUGGAUUAAGCCCCGCAGUAACCUUUUGCUCAAAGCAUCCAGUGCAGACUUACGGUUAUGCAUUCCUUUUCUCCCUGACUGGGUAUUUUGGCAUAUCCUUUGUUCUAGCUUUGAUUAAAAUCUUUGGUGCCCUUCUGGCUGUAACAGUAACAACAGGAAGAAAAGCAAUGACCAUUGUGCUUUCCUUUUUGUUCUUUGCAAAGCCAUUCACGUUACAGUAUGUGUGGUCAGGCUUACUGGUUGUCCUUGGUAUAUUUCUUAAUGUUUACAGUAAGAAUAUGGAUAAAAUCAAAUUGCCUUCACUGCAUGGUCUUUGGAAAAAAAGUGUGGAAGAAAGAAAAACAAGGACGUUGUCACAAACAGUAUAGACAGUGGUUUAUGCCUUGUCUAGACUAUGACUUACUGUUAUUUUAUUGGAACAGUCGUCAACUGAUUCACUUUCCAAAGGGAACGUUAUUAAAACCAAAGGAUCUGAUGGCAUAUUGUCUGCUUGCAGAUUGCUAUAAAUGCACAUUUUUGUGAGCCCUUUCUUGUGAGCCCUUUCUUCAGAGCACUUGAAUUCAUCGUAAAAGCUGUUGUAGGCCCUUGUCGGAUGGCAUUAUCAGCUAGUGAAGGACUGCAGCUCCUGGCAGACUGCUGCAAAGCUGCAUUCCAAGUGGGACACGCUAGAAGACCAAUUUGGGCAUUUUAGUAAUAUUGGCCAUGUGGCUGAUCUGACAUUAGUGGUUCUUUGGUAAUUAUCUAGGCGAGGUAAUUUAAGUGUAAUACGGUAUUAACAUUUAAUGAAACCUAAUCAGCAACUGGUUGACCAAAUUGCAAUUUUAAAGGGGGAAGGUUUAGAAUAUUGUAUGUUGUCACUCUGUUUCAUUUUAAAUAAAAAUGUUAGGGUUUUUUUUAAGUUAUUGGUUAGAUCAUCACAGAACUUGGUAUUUAUUGUAAUAAUUGAAAUUUUUAUGGAAAUCUUAUGGUGUUGCUCUUUUUGAUUAUUGCUUGUUAGUAACAAAAAUGAGAUGAGUUUGUGCAGUCAACACCCAUGCUUUUACAAGGGGAGAAUGGAUUUUUAGACCUGGCCAGAGUGAGAACACAGAUGAAAAAGUGAUUGAAACUGUGGUGUAAGAGGCUGUUAUUUGCUUAUUCUGUGGUGAAAUACUAAAGUUUUAGUGGCCUGUGGCCCUCCAUAUCAUAGUGGGGUAAAGAGACAUGGAAGACUCUCUACAUUAUUAUCAUCAAAUCAAAACUCUUCUUUUUCAGUGUUGGAGUAAAGAGUAACAACAUCUGCUAAUGGAAUAUGUAUUGUGUCAGUCUUUGUGUGGUCCUGUGAUGAAUUUAAGAGGAUUAGGGUACAGAUUACAAUUUUCUUUAUUUAAUGACAGGAGGAGACAAUGUACUACCAGACUGUCUUUUCAUCAUAAAUUUAGGAAAACAAAGUCCAUUUAUCUCUCUUACUUCAUAUUCAACUUGCUUUUGAAUUGCUUGCCAUCUCUUUCAUUUUAUAUAUUUAACAAUAGCACUUUAAAAAUACUAAUCACCUUACAGUUCAUUGUUCUCACGUGGUCAUGAUUUUUUGUUGUUGUUGCAUCCCUCAGUUGCAUCUUAGUGUGUGUUCUUUCAACUUAGACAAAAGUAAAUUGGAUAAUAGAAUUGUAUAGUCAAGAAGAAUGUACAGAGAAUUGAAGUAUCUCACAGGAUUGCCUUGUGCCAAAUUACUUGUUUAUGAAAGUAUUCAAAAUGUACAAAAAGUUUUUCAGACAUUUAGGAAGAAUUGUCAUUCCAAGGAGCUUGUAAUCAAAGCACAGACACAAAACGUGCCUUAAAUUUUGCUUAUUGAGUUGGUAGUUAGCAUAUGCCAUAUUGAGUAUGUUAUAAAACAGGCCAUGGAAUAAGAUAGCCAUCUUAGCACGAUGGGACGAAUUAGUAGAGGGGAGAGCUGCACUAACAUAACCGCACUUGUUCCUGGCACUUGAGCUACUCUGAUGUGUCAGCAAAGCCUCUCAACCCAUAUACACCCAGUGUUCCCAAUUUAGGAGAAUUCAUUGCAUGUGACAAUUCUGGUUUUUAAAUUUUCAGCUGCUGCAUGUUUGAUUGUGUCCUGGAUAAGGUAGAGAGGUGUGAAUUUGAUGAACAGAUACACCUUGAAAGAGAAAGAUGGCCUGCCAUGGCUAUCCAUUUUCAUGUUGCAACCAAAGUUUUAUGAUAAGAUACAAAAAAGGGUUACAAUUUCAAAUUUGAUGUAAGAGUGCAUUUGACCAAGUCAAGGGGAUUGAUACAGGUUUCUUUCCCCAUAAUAUUUAUCAGUUCUCAUAUUCCCUUGCAUUAUUUUCACAAAAUGAAGUUUCUCUUUCCGGUAAGGUUAUGUAUUGGGCUUGAAAGAGGGACAUUUUUUGAGCCGCUGAAAAGAAAGUAAUUAUAGAACUUUUAACUGCUCUGUUCAUUAGCUUAGUGAAACUUGAUAAUUAGCAUUUGAGCAUCAUUUUGACAAUUUUUUCAGUCUCAGUUUUGCCAUCUGUAAACUCUGUUGUUAAGCUUUAUUGAAAUUCAGGAAACCAUGUUAUGUGAAAGCUACCAUACAUGCAGAAAGUCAUAGUAAAUGUCAUUCCUUUGGCAUCUGUUUUAUAUAAUAGAUGAGAAGUCACUCCCAGAUUUUCUGACUAGAAUUCAAAUGUAGUAUGUAGGUUGCAGACUGUUUAUAUAAUCCAGUUUUGUCUCUGUUUUCUCUGGAGAGAGUAGUGUUCACAAUAAUUUACCUUUGAAUUUAUUCUCUGUUGUUUACAAGAGUUAAUGGAGCACACAUUAGGGGAAGUUUUGAUUUAUUUUUUUAUUAAUUUUCUUUUCCUUAACUAUAGAAAUGUAUGUUUUGUUUUACAGAUGUACUUAAAAAAAUAUUUUUAUACACAAAUAUCGGUUUAGUGUCAGUAGCAUAAAGUUAAGGGUCAGAUUUUUACUUUCAUAGGUAUGAGUCUAGUACUUGUUAAUCAACAGUAUGUAAGUGUGUUAAAGAGAGUGCACACAAGUGAGAGUAGUUCAUAAUUUGCCACUUGUCAUGGUCUGCAGAGUUUCAUACUUUCACUGAGAUGUUAAGAAAACCUUAAUUUCAGUGAAUUGCUGUUUGUGUUGAGUUUUUUUUUAAUAAGCUUUAUAGUGCAUGCAGGUAAUAGAACCUUACAAACCUCCCAAGUGUUCUUACUACAAAAUUUUGGUUUAUGAUCUUAUGUACUGUAUAUGUAUGGUGGGUUUGUAUUGUCUGUGAAAUAUGAAUAAGGGCUUGUCCAUAAAGUAACUGUAAAUUCUUUAAUUUUUGUGUAAGAGCACUUACACUGGGGUGUUGGUUAACCCUUCUAGUGUUGCUGUGUAGACUGAUCUUAAUAACUUUUGCAUUUUAUACUCAUUGGCUCCUGAAUUCUUGCAGUAGGCAUUAUGAAACAUCCAUUCUGUUACCAUAAACAGAAACAAACAUUCAUUCUGUCACCAUAAAAAUGUAUUAUCUAAAUAUAAUGUGAAUUAGUUGUUUCUUAUGCUACACAAUUUUCUCUUCUUCACAGAAAAACUGUGAUAAAAGAAUUAGUUAUGAUAGGAUUGAAGUUCACACUAAAACUUAAGGCUGCCCAAGGUCUCCAUUGAUGUCAGCAAUCUACCUCUGUGACACACUCUACUUCUGCCUCCUUUGGAGGACUGAGGGAGCUCUGUUUUCCUAAAUUAAUAUGCAUUUGCAGUUGCUUUCACAUCAUGUUUGCAUUUACGUGGCACACUUGAAUACCGAAAUAAUUGACUGUGUGGUGGAUUUCUUCAGUAUUUCAGUACGUCAGUAUCAUCAAACUGCUAAUAAUUCCAAUAUCUGUGUGUGAAUACAAGUGUUGAAGAACUAAUGCUCUGAAGCCCCCCACCCCUUAACCUACAGUGUUUCCUGAUGCUGCAUUAAACUGUUUUUCUUAAUCUUGUUUUACUACUCAUGGGCUUUGAACUUAACAGACAUUUUAAACUAAAACUUAGGCAUAUGUCAUUCCUACUUGUCUUUCUUACUUUUGGGUGCUAGCUCCCUUUUUAACAUGCUCUGUUGAUGUACUAUAGGUUGUUUCAUGUUUCCAUUCCUGCAUUUAAGGGCUCGCAACAUAUUAUUCCAGCUUGGUCACAUUCCAUAUUUUCCGCUUCAUAUCAAUUAUGACUAUCUGAAUGAUUGUUUUAAAUCCUGUUUUCUCCACCAAAAAAAUCUUUCCUUUUAGGCUUUCCAUUAUGUUUUGAAAGGUCUUGAUGAGUACAUGUAUGAGUUAACUCCUUGACCUCAUUCCAUCUUCCAAGAAAAUCUCUUUUCUCCCUUGCUUGCCUUUGAGAACUAAAGGAAGAGGAAAUAAAUUAUUGCAAGUGCUCUUUUUUCUUUAGUAAGUGCCUUCCUUACUAACCUGGUUUGUCCUUAAUUGUUUUUGUUCUUUCUGCCUCCUCUGCUCCCAGGCACAAACAAGCUUUUUCUCAUGUUUGGCUUGUUCAGUCAUGGAAACUUUUUCAGUUGUUUACUGUUCUGAAAAGAGGUAUAGAAUUGCAUAUAUACUCUGGAGGGCAGGAAAUAAUAAGUAAACUUCACAAGUUAGAGAAGUAAUUAAAUGGUUAAGUGUUUUUGUCUUUUUUUCUGGAGGGAUUUUAUAUAUGGUUUAGGUAAUAGCUCAAGAUUUGUUAGUGAAAGGGUUUUUUCUUUUUUUACAUUUUACCUGUUUAAAAAUCUUUAUAUUAAUGUUAAUAUUUAAUAUAAAACUCCUGACUAUUCAAGCAGUUUAUAGAGAUUAAUUUUAGUCUUGCCUAUGAGGCAGAAAAUUUAUGUUUCACUGAUGAAGGAGAGAUGUUAACUUGCCCAAAGUUGCCUUGGUAAGUCUGUGAUGAGCAAGGAAUAGAUGCUAAUACCCUCAGUUAUUAUGUGCCCCAAGUCCAACAGAGCCCUACUGUACCUGAAAUGAAACAGUACCAAUGUAAGAUUAGCUUUCUUUUAUCCCAGUAUCAGAGAUUUUAAAUUUUGUGUUCUGUGUUCUAUACUAGUAUAAUUUAAAGCAAAAUUAAGGCAGCCAUAAAAUAGGCUUUCUGCAUUUUGUUUGCAGCUCCUUUGCAUUGUGUGCAUUGUUAUUGUCUUGUUGAUUUGUUCUGUUUUCUGUGAACGCUGCUAUGGAAACAAGCCACAGAGAGUAGCAGUCGUAGGAGAAGCAUGAUAUCCUUCACUUUCAGAUGACUGGUCUGAGUUUAGUUCACCUUGCUUCUGGUCAAAACCUGCUGCCACUGUGAGGAAUUGUCAUAAUGUGAGGAAUUGAGCAUAAUGAUGUUGUGCUGGAUCUGUAUUUUUGACAUCCACUUGUAGAGAAGACAGUAAUGCAAUAAAGAACAUUCAUGCACAAAUAUUCAGCGUAGAAUGUAAUACUGACUUAACCCUUCUUUUGUAUACCUAGAUCAGUUCCUGCUGUCUUGCUGUUGUUUUUUCUUGAGGCAUGAUAGUAACAUACUGCUUCUCUAUACCUUUGGAUAUUUUUUUUUUGUUAGAUUUCUCAGUUUUAUGCUUCCUGUUGUCUUGGGUUUUUAUUUUAAGUGUAAAGUUUUACCUUCGCCAGCAAAGGGACAUGAAGAUGGUGAAGAGACUGGAGCAUCUCUCCUAUGAAGAAAGUCUGAGCCAGGACUGUUCAGCCUGGAGAAGAGAAGGCUCAGGAGGAUCUUAUUAAUGUGUGUAAAUACAUGAAGGAAGGGUAUAAAGAGGAUGGAGCCAACCCCUUUUCAGUGGUGCCCAGUGACAGGACCAGAGGCAAUGG